CACUGUAGGUUCAAUAGGUACAUUUAAUGUUAGAGAAAUGUAUACAAUAUACAUCCUGAAAAUCUUUUUCUUUGCAUUCUAAUUUGUUAUGUAUUUCAUUUAAAUACUUCAUUUGUUGCUCUGUUAAGUGGUAAAUUGUCUUUGUUAUACCUUUUUAAUUAUUUCCAUAAAACUUCAGCUAAUUGAAACAGUUGCUUAAUUGAGCCAAAAUGUACUGAUUCCAAUUAACCAGAAUCUAUCUAUGUAUUCAUCCAUCUGUACAGUAUAUGAAAAAAGAGUCUCUGCUACUGCUGUCAUACAAUCAGUUUAGGGCCCCUUUGAUCCUCUGAACCCUCUGGAUGGGUCUGUAGCCACCAGUCCUCUGCCUUUUGCCUGCUGUGCACCCAAUCAAUUCAAUUCCAAGUUGCACAUCUUUGCUACUGAGAUCCUCUAUUGUUCCUCGUUGAAAUACUGGUUGGAGAACUGCAACCAUCUUACAUUUUCCUUUGAAUGGAUUAAUCUUAGAGAUUAGCUGCUGUUUGAUUGCUUUGUUGGCAUUUCUUCAAAAUUUAAUAGAUCUGUAUGUGAACUUCCAAACUCAAGGGUGGUAAAAGUUUCUUCAACGAAUUUUAAAUUCAUAUCAAAUUAAUGCCCCAAGCUCAAAGAUGCUUCUUUAAAACAUACAAGUCUGAUAUCAGGCCUUUGUGACUUAUUUUUUCUCUCCGUAGCUAGCACAUCUUCCCUGUGGAAUGGACUUGUCAGAAUAAAUUGAUAAUAACAUUUUUAAAAGUUAUGAAAAGGAUGUGUUCUUAUUACAAGCAUGAAGCAGGAAUGUUCACACAACUGGGUGACUGAAUUAUUCGACAACGACUGGUAUCAGUCACGGAAUAUAGUUGGGCUGGCAGACAUCAUUGUUCUCAAAUACUCUGUCAAUGACAAAACUUCGUUUCAAGAAGUGAAGGAUAACUAUGUCCCUAUGAUCAAGAGGAUACUGAACCAGUGGACAGUUGCAGUCAUUGUUGCUGCUAUUGGUACAAGAGAAAAUGAAGAGAGUCCAGCUUGUUCAUGUCCACUGUGUGCAUCAGAUAAAGGGAGCUGUGUGCCUUUCUAUGAGGGGUUGGAACUGUCAAAAGAAAUUGGAGCAGCCUACUUGGAACUUCAGAGUCUCAACGAUUUCAAUGUGGGGAAAUAUUUCGGCGGAGUGUUGGAAUACUUCAUCGUCCAAUGUUUAAAGCAGAAGUCUUCACAGAAAAAAAAGAAAAGGACAAGCAGAACACGUCUAAUUCCACCACCUAGACUUAAAGAGCCUGCCAAGCUGCCGUGUUUAAAGGUUGAGGUAUCCCGGUACCACUGUGACUUGCUGAGGCUUUUCUCCAGCUCUCUGUGUGCUGAUGUGGUCUUCUUCACCAGUGACGGACAAGAGGUGGCGAGGGCCCACAGGCUUGUGCUGUGCACGGCAAGCCACGUCUUCAUGCUGCUGUUUGGUGUGGAGGUUCCUGGCCGCCCUGGAGAGUUACCUGGGAAGAUUGCUCACCGUCUGUUUGUAAUAGAAAAAGACUUUGCAUUGAACUGCAGCCAAACUUUCCUUCAGAACAGCCAGCCAGUAAGGGUCAUCAUUUUAGACUCUGUGCUCUGUGCCUGCUUCUCAGAGGUCUUGAAGUUCAUUUAUGCAGGGACUGACAGCUGGGAUGAACUGAAAUCGGUGCUCUGGAAGAAGUUAAACAACCUAGAAGAAAUGAGGCAAGUGUUGGAAACACUCAGUCUCCUCUUCAAAUGCAACUCCAAGACGUCUUAUUCCAGUGGGAUUGACUACCCAACAGCAAAAGGAAAAGAACAAUCUCAAAGCUGCUGUUGUUCCUUAAGUCUUUUCCUCAAAAACCCUGACUUGGCUGAUGUCAUCUUUAAAGUACAAGGUACCUGUAUAUAUGCUCAUAAAGCAGUGCUGGUGGCUCGGUGUGAGGUAAUGGCUGCAAUGUUCAGUGGAAACUACAUUGAAACGCAAGCGUGUCAUGUUCCUAUUCAUGGUGUUUCCAAGGAAACCUUUCUCUCUUUCUUGGAGUACUUGUAUACGGAUUCAUGCUGCACAGGCAGCAUUCUCCAAGCGAUGGCUCUACUGAUAUGUGCUGAAAUGUAUCAGAUACAACGACUGCAGCAGAUGUGUGAGGCGUACAUUGUAACGCAGUUACAGAGCAUGCCCAGCAGAGAACUUGUAUCAAUGAACCUCAGUAUCGUCAACUUGUUCAACAAGGCAAAGUUCCACAACGCAACCAGAUUGUCUAACUGGUUACUGCAUUUCAUUGCCAGCAACUACCUCAUCUUCAGUCAGAAGCUGGAGUUUCAGGAGCUUUCUGGUAAGUGUGGCAUCUACACGAACAGUGGAAUGUAGGCACAAGGCAAACAGACAGGUUUACAUUGCUGUAAAGAGCGAUCUUUCCCGUGAGGUAAAUCUGCUUUCCCUUGACACGGUGUCGCUACACGUACUGGAAUUUCACUAGAGAUAUUAGUGACGGCUCUGUUCUGCACAUUGUGAGCACUCAGGUAUAGAGCUGGCAUAUUCUGAUGCAGACCACACAAUGCACCAGUAUUCAUGGACUCCUGAGAGAUGCAGCCCAUUUCACUCAGUGUCGGAAUUCUACCCUACUGCAAGUCAGCAAAUUAUUGUUGCCACUCAUACUAAUUAUAUUUAGAGCAUAGUACAGGCCCUUUAUCCCACAAUUUUGUGUCAACCUUUUAACCCCUUUUAAGAUCAAGCUAGCCCUUCCCUCCCACAUAGCCCUCCAGUUUUUCUUUCAUCCAUGUGCUUAUCAAAGAGUCCCUUAAGUAUCUCUCAAUGUAUCUGCCUCCACCAACUCCUGUGGUAGUGCCUUCCACGCACCCACCAGUCUCUGUGUAAAAGAGAAAUUACCUCUGACAUCCUCCCUAUACUUUCCUCCAAUCGCCUUAAAUAAAGUACUUCAAGUUUCUUUCGAGCGCUGUUGUAUCACUUGUAUCGCCUAUUUAACCAUUGUAUAAACAGAAUCACAGCAACACACACAAAAUGCUGGAGGAACUCAGCAGGCCAGGCAGCACCUGGGAAAAGCGGACACUCAGGCCGAAACCCCUUCGGCAGGGCUCUACUGUUGUCAACAGAAUCAGCUGCCUUUUUACUGACACUCUGUGCUGACCGCAACCACUUACUUUUAGCGUUAAUAAAAUAGAUCGUACAACAUGGAACACAGAACAUAGAACACUACAGUGCAGUACAGAGCCUUCAGCCCACAAUGUUGUGCUGGCCUUUUAACCUACUCUAAAGUCAAUCUAACCCUCUGCUCUCUCAUGCAUUUGGAUUUUCUCAUGAGCCCUCCAUUUUUGAUUUAUUCCUCAUUAAAGUGGGUUUUAAUCUACCAUUGGGUGCUAGGAUAGAGAUACGUCACUACCACAGGAGGUAUAAGACACUCCUUCUCUUCACUAGCCUGCAGGGAGUCUACCUGCUUAGACUUCCCCCCCCGCCGCCCCGAUCAGGGUCAUGUGACGCCACGGGGGCAGGUGGUGGGCGAUCGUAUGAGCAGCCAGUGCACAUCACAAGUCCCAGUUAUGCGACCACUGACUCCAGACAGAAAAUCUCUGAAGAGUAUUGACAAUGGCUGGGGGGUCACCCGUCUUGUAAAGACACUGCCCAGAAGAAGGCAAUGGCAAACCACUUCUGUAGAAAAAAAUUGCCGGGAACAAUCAUGGUCAUGGAACCGUGAUCA
This is a messenger RNA of Mobula hypostoma (lesser devil ray), 3710 nucleotides long. It is a transcript of the gene rhobtb3, whose product is annotated as Rho related BTB domain containing 3. Lineage: Eukaryota; Metazoa; Chordata; Chondrichthyes; Myliobatiformes; Myliobatidae. The transcript is spliced from 10 exons. The record is from RefSeq and is a predicted model, not a curated record. Gene Ontology annotation, molecular function: GTP binding; ubiquitin protein ligase binding; GTPase activity. Gene Ontology annotation, cellular component: cytoplasm; nucleus. Gene Ontology annotation, biological process: proteasome-mediated ubiquitin-dependent protein catabolic process; regulation of proteolysis. The coding region runs from base 800 to 2365 and encodes 521 amino acids.